AUGUCGGACUCUAACAAUGAACAGGCCCUGGCUCGCACCGCCGUCAUGGAGUGCGAACAAGAAAUUCAAAUCAUCAAGGCAUCACUCCGAAAGCUAAGCGCUUCAGAAUCUGAUGCACCGAAUUCGCUGGAGAUUUUGUUGGUGAAGGUGGAAGGAACCGAUAGCAGUUCUUCGCUCAAAGUCAAUCUACAGCUAUCAAGCCCUGUCGAAGACGCAACGCUUACUAAGAUGUACGAUCCGUCAAACAGUGAGCCGAGUGACGAUGUUAAAGCAACUUUUCAUGGUGUCGCGACAGCAGUUUCGACAUUGACAGUUUCUGUUAUUGCUGAUGAAAAAGAGAUAGGAUCAUCUGCCCCGCACGACCUUGCACCGCUAUGUGUUGUCAACGCAAUCGAUCAAAAUGACAGAUACGAAACAGAAGUACCAAUUGGAAUCGUCGCAAACGGUAGCGGUGACGAGAGCAAAGCCGAAGGUCAGGAUAAAAAAGUGACGAACGAAGGUGAAGAUUCAACUGAAGCGAAAGUAAUUCAACCAACCUGUACAUUGACUCUUCGAUUGGUGUACCAGCCUUCAAACAACGACAAAAAGGAGGAGCUUUACCAACUUUUGAACAAGAAAAGUGAGAAGAAAGCUUCUGCACUUGAGAAUCUAAGAAAGAUUUCGAUGAACAUGGCACGUACAGGAACAGACGGAAGCCCGUCCAAAUCUGCGGCUACAGCUGUCGCGAAACCAUCUGUAAAGCCUGGGUUCCUCAACAAAAAGAAAGCGGAAGCAUCAAAAGUUCGAUCGUUCUAUGAAAGAACAUUGGGGCCAAACUCUAUUGUGCGAACGAGUUUGGGUUUGCUCUUUCUGACGAAAGAUUAUCUCAUCUUUUUUGGAGCCAUCUCGUUCUUUCAUUUUGGUGGUCAAUUUCUUGCGCUGCCUGCGCCCGCAUAG
This is a messenger RNA of Cylindrotheca closterium, 936 nucleotides long. Lineage: Eukaryota; Bacillariophyta; Bacillariophyceae; Bacillariales; Bacillariaceae. The record is from the annotation of a GenBank genome assembly.